Molecule: messenger RNA, 2413 nt
Organism: Ricinus communis (castor bean)
Lineage: Eukaryota; Viridiplantae; Streptophyta; Magnoliopsida; Malpighiales; Euphorbiaceae
Product: DNA polymerase lambda
Biological process (GO): double-strand break repair via nonhomologous end joining
Cellular component (GO): nucleus
Molecular function (GO): DNA binding; DNA-directed DNA polymerase activity
Source: RefSeq, a predicted model, not a curated record
ACAGCCUUCACAACUUGAAAUUUUAUCUUUGCGCUUGGGGCAAUGACGCAGCUAGUGAGGUACUAACCGAGGCGCGUCUAUUGCUGGUUGAAAACUAUUUCCAAACCCCCUCAUUGGCCUGGGUUUGGCCCAGGCCAUUGAGAAUUUCUGGAAGGGCUCCCUUAGGGGUAAAGCUCUACAAUCCAUAGUCUUUAAAUUCUAUUUAUCCGGUGCAUACUAAAGCAACAACGAAAUUAUAAAUUCAUCGAUGCCGGCAAAUAUUGAAACGACAGCGAAAUAUUGCUAACAACUAAAUAAUCUAAUAUUUGGAAAUAAUAAAGCACCUGUGGACACGUAAAAAUGACAGUUUUAAGUUUUGCAUUAGGAUGUACGGUGGAGGGGAGGAGUCGUGUAGAGGGAGAGGGAAUCAGGUAGAAGAGUCUAAGCUUCCAAUGGCGCCAAAAGCAACAGCUAAAAAUAAAACUCCAUCUCGUGAUCCAAACGGAAUGUUCUCUGGAAUGGUGGUCUUCUUGGUAGAAAACGGAGUUCAAUCCCGCCGAUUACAGAUAUGGAAGCAGAAACUGGUACAAAUGGGAGCUACGAUUGAGACUCGAUUAUCGAAAAAGGUAACACAUGUUCUUGCGAUGAAUUCAAACGCGCUUCUCCAGCAACUGGACAAAGAGCGGUUACAACGACUCAAAGUAAAGGUGCUUGUUUAUCAGUGGCUAGAGGACAGUUUGAGAUUAGGAAAAAAGGUAUCCGAGGAAACAUACAAUGUAGAAGUUGAUUUAGAAGAGCAAAGUAAUAAAAAACAGUCUUUAGUCGGUGAAUCAACCGAUGGAAAUGCUUCUAGUGGUGAUGAACCAUCGCCUCGUAACAAAAAGGUGAGGUCUUCUUCUCUUGAAGAUAACAAAAAUAAACCGGGUGAAGAUGAUAAUGCGUUAAUCGAGGAACCAAACUCUCCCUCCGCAAGUUCUGAUAGCUCCGACCUCACUUUGAGCCGUGCAAGUAUUGGUAUGAAGACUCCCAGUAAUAGUCCGAGCAAUGAUCCAUCCUCAGCAUACUGUCCACCUGACUUAAACAGGAAUAUCACUGAAAUAUUUGGAAAACUAAUCAAUAUAUAUAGGGCAUUGGGUGAUGAUCGCAGGUCAUUUAGCUAUUAUAAGGCUAUUCCAGUUACUGAAAAGUUACCAUUCAAAAUUGAAAGUGCAGACCAGGUCAAAAAUCUGCCUGGGAUUGGGAAGUCACUGCAGGAUCAUAUACAGGAGAUUGUGACUACUGGGAAAUUGUCCAAGUUGGAGCAUUUUGAAACAGAUGAAAAGGUACGGACAAUUAGUUUAUUUGGGGAAGUUUGGGGUAUAGGUCCAGCCACUGCCCUCAAAUUGUAUGAGAAAGGAUACCGUACGCUAGAUGAUCUUAAGAAUGAGAGUUCAUUAACACACGCUCAGAAAUUAGGAUUGGAAUAUUUUGAUGAUAUUAAGACAAGAAUUCCACGCAAUGAGGUUCAAGAAAUGGAACAACUUCUGCAGAAAGCUGGGGAAGAAAUAUUGCCUGGGGUAAUACACUAAAACUUCUGCGAAGAGCUGGUUUGCGGAGGAUCUUAUAGACGUGGAAAAUCAUCUUGCGGAGAUUUGGAUGUGGUGAUUACACACCCUGAUCGAAAAAGUCAUAAAGGUUUUCUGCCAAAAUUCGUGAAGCGUUUGAAAGAAAUGAAGUUCUUAAGAGAGGAUUUGGUAUUUAGCAUUCAUAGUGAGGAGGGCACUGAUUCAGGUGUUGACACAUAUUUUGGUCUUUGUACAUAUCCUGGAAGAGGACUGCGCCACCGCAUAGAUUUUAAGGUAUAUCCAAGGGAUAUAUAUGCAUUUGGUUUGAUAGCGUGGACUGGGAAUGAUGUACUGAACAGAAGGUUGAGACUGUUAGCAGAAUCCAAAGGAUUCCGGCUUGAUGACACUGGAUUGUUUCCAGCUACUCAGGCUUCAGCUGGCAAACGGGGCUCAAGGGCUACCGCGAGCCUGCGGCUUGACACCGAAAAAGAGGUGUUUGAUUUCCUGGGCUUCCCUUGGCUUGAACCUCAUGAAAGGAACCUAUGAGAUGUUUGUAAUUUAGGAGCAUGAUAUACAUAAUACAUGUACACUUCUAGUUCAAGGAACCAACAGAAUACUACGGAGUGAUAGCAGGGUCAUUUUGGCGGUUAAAGCAAGACGUGGCUCAUUUUUGCUGGUUUUUGUCAUUGAAUGCGAUCCCAACACUGGCUCCAAGCUUUGACCCUUCUAACUUGAACUGCUGUCCAGAAUAUGCAUUAUUUUGUAGCAUAUCACAAAUUAGUGUAUAUAUCUUUUGAAUCAUCUAUGUAUAUUCUUACUUCUUAUGAAUGAACAUCGAGUUAAACAUAGACUCAAAACAAACUGCAACAAGGUCUUUGUUCAUAAGCUCA